AUGUCUUCAAGUCUGGACACUACAUCCAAGGAUGCCUCUCCUCUCACAUUCAAACCAUUGGCCAUAUGUGGCAUGUCAACACGCCUCCCUGGCGGAAUCAGCUCUCCAGAAGAUCUCUGGGAAUUCUUGUUGAAAAAGGGAGAUGCAUGUGCCAGGAUUCCCCCCUCACGAUGGGCCACGCAUGGGCCACAGGGAAACUCUCCGGGCCACGACGUAGAGAGUACCGACAGCCCGGACACGCCACACUGGAAAACCCACUCGUAUAUGUUGAACGAUAUCGACAUUGGGGCCUUUGAUGCUGGCCUCUUUUCCAUGACACGAGCCGAGUUGGGCAUGGUAGAUCCUCAACAACGGCUUCUUCUAGAGAUUACUCGUGAAUGUCUAGAGAGCGCUGGGGAGAUGCAAUGGAGGGGCAAAGACGUAGGGGUAUACAUCGGUACAUUGGGUGAAGAUUGGAACGACGUGCAAUAUCACGACCGACAUGAUUUGCACACAUACAAGGUCACCGGGACAGGAGAUUUUGUACUCUCCAAUAGAAUCUCCUACGAGUACGAUCUCCGGGGGCCCAGCUUGACAGUAAGGACAGCUUGCUCUUCAUCUCUAUACGGCCUGGAUCUGGCCUGCCAGGCGAUUCACUCAGGCCAGGCAUCCAGCGCCCUAGUUGGUGGUGUAAAUCUAAUGACGAAUCCUAAUAAAACCGAGACGAUGAUGCACUUCGGAGUGCUUAGCAAAGGUGUCUCGUCCAAGUCAUUUGAUGCCGACGCUGACGGUUAUGCCCGCGGGGAAGCCGUGUCCAUGAUCUAUAUCAAGAAGCUAGAGGAUGCUAUCCGCGAUGGCAACCCGAUCAGAGCUGUGAUCCGGUCCGCGGUAAGUAAUGCAGAUGGAAAGACCUCGGGCCUAACGAAGCCCAGCGGCGCAGUUCAUGAAUCUCUCAUACGCUCCGCAUAUCGUGCUGCCGGUCUUGAAAGAGAGAUAGGACGUACAGGAUUUUUCGAGUGCCACGCGACUGGCACCUCGAGUGGAGAUCCCCAGGAAGCUGGCGCAGUGGGCAGAAUCUUUAAAGCCCACGGGGGUAUUUACAUGGGAUCUAUAAAGCCUAACCUCGGCCAUGCUGAAGGUGCUUCGGGACUUAGUUCGCUCAUGAAGUGCGUUAUGGCCUUGGAAAACAGGACGAUACCACCUCAAAUCAAGCUGAACAAACCGAACCCGAACAUUCCGUUCAAGAGAGCUGGUCUCCGUGUUCCCCUGGACGCUGCACCGUGGCCAGAGGACCGAUGUGAACGCGCGAGCAUCAACUCAUUUGGCGUUGGGGGAGCCAACUCUCAUGUCAUUCUCGAAUCUGCCGCCUCGUUUGGGGUGCCACCAAGUGCUUCUGUUACCUCAAACGGGGUUCCUCCCACCACCAACGGCGCUCAUCCUACCUCAAAUGGGGUUCAUCCUACCUCGAAUGGGGUUACUCCUACCUCAAAUGGAGUCCAUCUCACCACAAACGGACAUACUGUAACCAAUGGAACACACGCUACUAUUAAUGGAGAAGAUACUCUGGCUAACGGAGCUUUUGCUGUUACAAACGGGGCAACUGUUGAGAAGAACGUCCAAACCAAAGCUAAUCGACUUGUACCGUUUACGGCAAAUGACGCUGAUUCAGCCCGUCAAGGCGCCGUGAAGCUCAGCAGCUUUCUUGCCAGCCACCCGGACCACUUAGAUGAUGCCGCCUACACGAUCGGGAUGCGGAGGCAGCACUUUCCGUAUCGUUCUUUUGCUGUGAUGAACAAGGAAGAUGCCGCCAGCCAGGUGACAUUUACAGCCCCUACACGAGCCUCCCCGAUGCAACGCACAGUUGUAUUUGUCUUCACCGGACAAGGGUCCCAGUGGCCCACGAUGGGGUCCGCACUGCUCUCCGACUAUCACGCGGCAAUGGAGGAUGUUCUGCGAAUGGACAAGGCGCUGGCUUCACUAGGCCAAGAUGUUGCCCCUGCGUGGAAUCUAGCAGAGCAACUCAGGCUGCCCAAGGAAAGCAGUCAAGUAUACAAGGCAGACUUCUCCCAGCCCUUGUGCACGGCUGUACAAAUUAUCAUAGUCAAUCUUCUGCGGAGCUGGGGCAUCGAAUGCGCCGCCGUCAUCGGGCAUUCGAGUGGAGAGAUCGCGGCUGCCUACGCGGCUGGGGCUUUGAGCAUGGAAGAAGCCAUCAUCUGUGCUUAUCUACGCGGAAGGGCCACUGUCAAGUACCGGACCAAGAUGCCACAGGGGGGAGGCGGCAUGGCCGCUAUUGGUCUUGGGUCGAAGCAGGUUCAAAAAUACUUGACCGACGGGGUGGUGGUCGCUUGUGAAAACAGCCCAUUGAGCACCACAAUAUCGGGAGAUAAUGACAAGUUGGUCGAGGUCCUUGAUGCCAUCAAAAAGGACCAACCUGAGGUGUUCGCUAGGCGCCUCGCCGUUGAUAUGGCCUACCACUCUCACGUGGACGGUGCGCUCGGUGCGGCAUACUGGCGAGCUAAUCUGGAGUCCCCUGUGCUCUUCAACACAGGACUAAAAACUCUUCUACAGCAGACAGGAGGCAAUACUGUCUUAAUCGAAAUAGGACCACACUCUGCACUUUCAGGGCCCAUUCGCCAGAUUCUCAACGAGUCGUCCAAUAAAUCACCCCCUCUAUACGUUCCCACUCUGAUUCGCUCCGAGAACGAAAGCAAGGCACUGCUCACCACCGCCGGUCAACUCUUCUGUCAAGGUCAGAGGCUUCGAUUUGAUGCCAUCAACCCCAUCGGCCAUGUUCUCCCUACACUACCAACCUACCCGUGGAAUCACAGUACUAGUUACUGGUACGAGAGCCGCGUCUCCCGUGAGUAUCGGGGCCGUGGUUUCGCCCAUCACCCCAUCAUCGGUAGCCGAGUUGUCGAAGCCAGUUCUCUGGAGCCUCUUUGGCGCAACUGGCUCCGCAUCGAGGACAUCGAAUGGUGUCAGGACCACAAGAUUGGCAGUGAUGUCGUGUUUCCUGGAACUGGCUAUCUUGCGAUGGCAGGUGAGGCCUUGCGACAACUCUGCCCAGAAGCUCAAGAUAUCUCCUUCCGGCAAGUGACCAUCUUGUCGGCGCUGGUUCUGGGAGGAACCGAGGCCACGGAGACACUUCUGUCCAUGCGUCGGCACAAGGUGACUAACCUCCUAGACUCGGCAUGGUGGGAAUUCAGCAUCUCGUCCUACAACGAGACGUCACAGCUAUGGAACAAGCACGCUUUUGGCCAGGUACGAGACGGAAGAAGCGAGAGCGACGACGGCCGUGGCCAGGAGAUCGUCCACCUGCCACAUGAAGUUGACUCGGGAUAUUGGUACAACACAAUGCGAAGCGUAGGGCAAAAUUACGGACCGCGAUUUCAAAGGCUAGAUCGCGUUUCAACUCAUCUGCUUGAGAAUGAGGCUGUGGCCGACCUGAAACCGGACGAGGCAGACCCCAACUACCUGUUCCUGCACCCGGCGACCUCGGAUGCCUGUAUGCAGCUCUUCUCAGCCGCCAUGGCCCACGGCCAGGCCCGUUCGUUGCACGUCAAGGCGGUUCCCACCUACAUUGGCGAGGCUUACUUCAAGAGGACAAGCGCUUACAAAGAGGGCAAGAUAACCGUCGGAGCAUCUAUCGACAACCAUAUACCCGGAUCGCCAAUGGUUGGCACUUGUGUUGCAGUAGACGCGGCUAACGCGGUGGUGCUCCGCCUCAAGGAUGUGAAGUUGACACCACUGGAUGAGGGUGACAAUGAUGUCAUAACUCAGCAACAACAGAAGCAACAAGUUCCCAAUGCCAGCAAGGAUCCUCAUGCCGGUGCACGGCUACGGUGGCGGCCCGACUUCGACUUUCAGGAUGCCAGUCAACUCAUACGAUCCCAAUCCUCCUCAGACGGCAUGGUUAUACGAAAACAGGCUUAUACCCUGCUCCAGAAACUUUUGCUCUUAUGCUGCUUGACGGCUCAAGACGAAUAUGGGCAGAUUCAACCCUCUAAGCCAUACUUGGCUGAGUUCCAGAAGUGGAUGACUCAACAGGCAACAAAAGUCAGGGAUUCAUGUGCCCAGGUCGGGGAUGGAGACGAUGAUGUUGUCUAUCCACUAGUGAAUCGCCGUGAAUCACAGGAAUUUUUCGGCCUCAGCCAGGAACAGCGCGCUUCUCGCAUUAAGGAUUUGGUUAAAAAUCUACGUGAGACGGAAUACGGCCGUGUUGGUAAACUUAUUCAUCGGGUAUACCUUGGCCUCGGAGACUUAUUGAAUGGUCGUCGCGACGGUCUCGAGAUUCUACGCCAGGAAGAAAAAGAACAAAAUGUUGACCGUGACGGGGGCGAGGAAGAGGAGGACCCGUUAACGAGCAUCUACAACAUUAGCAACCAAGGAUGGAACUACGCUCCUUUCCUCGAGCUCCUGAGCCAUCGCACCCCCCAUCUCCGGAUCCUGGAAAUCGGUGCUGGGACAGGCGGCACUACAGAUCUGAUUCUCCGCCAGCUUGAUAGAAGCGUGGGAGAAAACAGUAUAAGCACAGCCUUCUACUCGUACACAUAUACCGAUGUAUCGGCUGGUUUCUUCCCCGCGGCGAUGCGACGAUUCCCUCAUCAUCGCUAUCCCAACAUACACUUCCAGACUCUAGAUAUUACCUCAGAUCCUGAGACCCAAGGCUUCGCACCCGCGUCAUUCGACCUCAUCGUAGCAGCCAAUGUCCUCCACGCCACGCCCGAGCUCGGCCGUACCCUAACCCACGUGCGGAAGCUUUUGCGUCCCGACGGCCGGCUUCUGCUACAGGAGAUCAGCAUGGAGGCCCGUUGGGUCAAUUUGAUCAUGGGCGUUCUGCCUGGAUGGUGGCUUGGUGGCGAGGAUGGACGCAAGGAGGAGCCGUAUGUUGCUCCAGCGCGAUGGGCCGAAGAGUUACGCAAAGUCGGUUUCUCAAACCCUUCGAUCGUGCUGGACGUCGACGAAGAGCCGUUCCAGGCCAACGCCACCAUCAUCGCAGCUCCUGCAGAGCCUGCUGCCCUGCAUGCCAAUGGCGACUUGACGUCCUCUGUCUCUCUGCUUUGCCGACAGCCAGACGGCGACCUGGCCAAGAGAGCAUCCGACGCAUUGCAGAAAUUAGGGCUGCAUAAGGUCGAGACCAUUGGUCUUUCGGAUACGCCACGAGGCACAACGGUGAUAUCCAUCCUGGAUAUCGAAGAGGAGAAGAAGGCCUUCAUCCGGGACGACACGCCCGCGGAAGAAUACAGCCAAGUUCGAGACUUUAUAUCCACCAAAAUCUCACCUCCAGAAGCCGGUGGCUGCUUGCUCUGGCUGACUCGGCCGAGCCAACUGCACUGCACUGACCCGCAGUACGCCGCCAUCGUAGGCUUGCUACGCGUAGUUCGCAAUGAAACGGGGCUCACGCUUUGUACACUGGAGAUGGAGGAGGAAGAAGGUGAUUCAGAUGCAUCCUGGAAGUCUGUCGUCGAUGUGUAUCAAAAGAUCCUGCGCACUCGCAGCAGCACACAAGCCCAAGAUGACAUGGCGAGUCCAGACUGCGAGUUCGCCUACCGACAGGGCAGUAUCUAUCUUCCACGCUUCCACUGGGUUUCUGUGUCCGAUGAGCUGGCCGCCGCCGAUCUCCAGGCCCCCAACAAGCCUACCGACAAGGUAAAUGGACAUCUACUGGGACAAGAGCAACAACAGACAUAUAAACGCCUCGAAAUCGGUAAACGCGGCUCGUUAGAAUCCCUCCACUGGACAGAAAACCGCUUGACCCUGCCUUCCGAGCUGGCAUCUGACGAAGUCAUCAUCUCCAUCCGUGCCGUGGGCCUCAACUUCAAAGACAGCCUGACAGCCAUGGGGUUGAUCCCCAGCAUCGCGAAAGCGGGAGACGGGUUCGGCGUAGAAUGCUCCGGCGUGGUCCUCGCUGCCGGUUCUCUCGCAUCCGAGACCUUCCAGGUCGGUGACCGCAUCAUGGCCGUCUCACGAAAUGCAUAUGCCACUGCAACUGUUGUGCGGGCCACCAACUGCGUCCGGAUCCCCGACGAACUAAGCUUCGAGGACGCAGCCACCAUGCCCUGCGUUUAUCCAACCGCCAUCCACGCCAUCAUCAACCUAGCAAGGCUGGAAAAGGGCCAGACGGUACUGAUUCACUCGGCCUGCGGCGCUGUGGGACUCGCAGCAAUGUAUAUUUGCCUCAACGUCGUAGGAGUACCUAUAUCCGAUAUAUACGCCACCGUCAGUAGCCCCGAGAAGACUGAGUUCCUGACGUCUACGUUCGGCUUGUCUCCGUCGCACAUCUUCCACUCCCGCAGCGCCGCUUUCCUGCCGGGAGUUCUCCGCGCUACUGAGAACCGCGGCGUAGAUCUUGUACUUAACUCCCUGUCUGGGCCUCUGCUUCACGCGAGUUGGUCAUGCGUCGCAGAAUUUGGAAGCAUGGUGGAGCUAGGGAAACGAGAUUUCCUAGACGGGGGAAAGUUGGAGAUGGCGCCUUUUGAAGGGAAUAGAACUUUCUACGGGCUGGAGCUGGUGCCAAUCAUUGAGCAGAGGACAUCUCUGUUUCGGAAAUUGCUAACUGAUCAGAUGAUGGGGUGGCAUAAGGAAGGGCUGCUGCCCCCUAUCGGGCCAGUGACGAGGUUUGAGGCCGGUGAGGUGGUGAGUGCUAUCAGGAAGAUGCAGAGUGGCAACCAUAUCGGCAAGCUGGUUGUCCGGAUGUCGGAUGAUGGAAGAGGGGAUCAUGGUGAGCUUGUUGUAAGUUCCGGGUCGAGGACGAGUACGACAGCAAGUGGAGAAGGAAAGCAGCUGUUCCGGGAAAAUGCCUCUUAUCUCCUCGUGGGAGGGCUUGGAGGGUUGGGACGGUCCAUCGCUUUCUGGAUGGCGCAGAACGGGGCACGCCACUUCGUGUUCCUAUCCCGCAGUGGAGGAGCCAAGCUAAAGGUUACCGCGCUGGUACGUUCGCUUCAAGGGGCUGGCUGCACAGUCCAGGUUGUGGCCGGAAGCGUCACGAAUCUAGGCGACGUCUCUCGCGCCUUGGGCCAGGCUCGUCUGCCUGUGGCCGGGGUUCUUCAGCUGUCCAUGGUGUUGCGGGACGGACUCUUCGCCAAUAUGUCCCACGAAGACUGGGUAGCUGCCACGGCUCCCAAGAUUAAGGGCACCUGGAACCUGUAUCACGCUCUCUCAGCUUCUCAGCAGUCAUUGGACUUCUUCGUGCUGUUCAGCUCCUUCGCUGGCGUCAUUGGAUCUCGGGGACAAGCUAAUUACAGCGCAGCAAACGUGUUCUUGGACGCGUUUACGCAGUAUGGUCGAAGCCAGGGCGUGCCGGUAGCGGUUCUCGAUGUGGGUUCCGUCGCUGACGUUGGCUUUGUGGCAGAGCAGCCGGACUUGCUUGAGUUCUUCAAGACGACAUCUCACCACAUCCUGCGGGAGCAGCACGUGCUGGAUGCUCUGGAACUGGCUGUUCGUCAACAGCAAGGCUUCCGGAAACCGCUGGCCAACGGAGUGGCAGCGCAUGCGAUCGAGGAUGAGAGCUUCGUGUCUGAUGCCCAGCUCGUCUUGGCUCUGCGAUCCACCAUCCCGUUGUCGAUGCCAAAUAACCGGAAUGUCUGGACGCGCGAUCCCCGCAUGAGCCUGUAUCGCAAUCUCGAAGCUGCGGCUGCAGACCACGAUGACAACGGUGCUAGCAACGACGAGAAGGAAGAGGGAGAGGACGCUGUUGUCCGGAAAUUGCUCACCACCAUUGAGACGAACCCGUCUGUUCUCACUGACGACGAGACUUUCAUCGUGAGCUUGGCCCGCAGCAUCACAAUUGCGGUCUACAGCUUCAUGAUGAAGCCCUACAUCGAGGACGAGGUGGACAUGAAGGUGGAGCUCACUGCGCUUGGAUUUGAUUCUCUGGUGGCGAUUGAGCUUCGCAAUUGGCUCCGACAGCGUCUGAAGCUUGAAGUGACUGUCUUGGAGAUUAUGCGCAGUGGCAGCUUGAUUGGUCUGGCGAGAUUUGGAGCUCGCAAAUGGUCGUCGGCAGUUUCUAAAUGUGUGUUCCCUACAAACUCGGAGGAAUCUGUUCGGAGGAACUUGGACCAGGUCUGCCUUGUCACUGGUUCCAACACCGGUAUUGGUAAAGAGAUUGCACAGAUUCUGUACGCAAACAAUGCCAAAGUUUACCUCGCUGCACGGUCAGAGGAGAAGACACAGAAGGCUAUGGAAAAUAUAAGGGUUUCGGUUCCCAAAAGCACCGGCAGCCUGGAAUUUAUUCGUCUUGACCUGGCCGACCUCACCACUAUCAAAAAAUCAGCAGAAGAAUUCCUAGACAAGGAAAAUGAACUACACCUUCUUUUCAAUAACGCAGGUCUAGGAUGGCCCGAGCCCGGUUCUAAGACGGUCCAGAGCCACGAGUUGCAAAUGGGUGUUAACUGCCUCGGACCCUUCCUGUUCACAAAGUUCCUUACUCCCACUCUCAUUGGAACAGCCAAGAAUUCUCCCAAAGAGAGCGUUCGUGUUGUUUGGUCUUCCUCAUCAGCCUGCGAUGGGUUGGUUGUCGACAAUUCGUUUAUGGACUAUGUGGAGCACCCCGAGAGAAAGACAGUCCACCAGCUAUACUGUACAAGCAAGAUCGGCAACUACUUUUACGGUGUAGAGUAUGCGGCUCGUCACAAGGCUGACGGGUUGAUGUCAAUCUCUCUAAACCCCGGACAUCUAGACUCUGAUCUUUGGCGCACCCAAGGCGCUCUUAAGCAUUGGGUUCUUCGAAAGACUGUUUUGCAUCCGGUGGUUUACGGCGCAUAUACAAACCUCUUUGCAGCAUUUUCCUCCAAGCUGACAAUGGAAAACAAUGGAACAUUUGUCGCUCCUUGGGGGAGGAUAUGGCAGAUGACUUCUGACAAAGUCAAAGCGGUGGUUCCAAAGGAAGAGGGAGGUUUGGGAACUUCGGCUGAGUUUUUGGAAUGGACAGAAGCCCAAGUCAAGCCUUACGUUUGA
Clonostachys byssicola is the source of this 8934-nucleotide messenger RNA. The record is from the annotation of a GenBank genome assembly. NCBI's taxonomy places the organism in Eukaryota, Fungi, Ascomycota, Sordariomycetes, Hypocreales, Bionectriaceae.